CGAAGUGAAUGCGAAUAACGAGUGGACCGGCGCCAUCGGCAUGCUGACUCGAAAUGAGGCAGACAUGGCGGUUGGAUUCUUCACUAUCUUCACCCGAGAGGUCAAAGGUCGCGGACGCAUCCUCAGCUUUCUUUUACGACAACGCGCGCAUCCUCUUUCGGAAGCGGAAGCAGGCCCAGGAGCCGCGUUCUGUCUUUCUGGGAACAUUCACGGGCCCCUUGUACCUUCUGCUGGCCGGCCUCUUUCUGGGCGUCGUGGUCAUGCUCACCUUCAUCGAAUGGUGCGCCUGGUGCUUGCAGGCGAACCCCACCGCAGCCCCCACCACAAGGAGGCGGUUUUUAUCCAGGACUUUGGCCGGCACCGAGGGAAUGCUGGCCGGCCUUCUCAACCAAUCCGUUGCCCUCAAGCUGGACUCUCGUGCCGGGAGCGUGCUGAUGUGUUCUUGGAUGAUAUUUUGCGUUGUGCUGACGUCAAUCUAUAGCAGCAAGCUGACGUCAUCACUGGCCGUCACUGACCAGGCCCUGCCCUUCGCCUCUCUGUCCGAGCUGGUCAGACAGAAAACCUACAAGUGGGGCAUCGCCGCGGGCACAGCCAAGGAGUCCAUUCUAAAGGUACCUGCCCCUUGGAUUGUCCUGACCCUAGAGUCGAUGACAUCACGAAGAUGAUAACGGACAAAACACGUUUUCCUGAUGCGUGCGUGCGUGUGUGUGUGUGUGUGGUUCGUACGUGCGUGAUCAGUUGAUUGCUAAUACAUUUAUUUUCUGACUCAGUCGUCGCCUGUAGAGGAGCACCGCGCAUUCUACAAUGGCGUGCUGGAGUUCGAGAAGACUGACCCGGAUGUCCACUCUUCGGACCUGCAGGUCCACAAGGCCAAAGUUCUUCACGAGGCCUAUGCCUUCUUCACCGGGGCCAGGGACCUGUAUGAUGAAUGGCACAAGGACAUCCCGGAGAUCACCAUGGUCUCUGUCGACUAUUUCCUGACAAGAAAGGGUUUCUACUUGCAGAAAGGAUCUCCCUACAAGACGCAGGUGUCUUACGAGAUCCAGCGGAUGUUCGAGACCGGAGUCAUCACCAGCUUCGUGGACCACUGGUCGCCGGCAGUGAACGCGACGGAGUCCAGCGCUAGGACCACCACCACCACCACCACGGAAGGUGCACACGCCAUAGCACUACCGGAAGUGCAUGGUGUUUUCAUUCUGGCCGCCUGCGGCACCUUCAUGGCUGCGCUGGCUCUGGUGGGGGAGCGCCUCCUGGCGUGGCACGGUCACAGGGUCAAGUCCAAGUGGCUGCAGCAGCCGCAAGACACCAUACGGCGCAGCGACGGCUACAGCUCGACUACAGCGCCAACGCUGACCUUUAGAACAUGACGGUAGGGGACAGAAUAUACCCGACACCCACCAUCAGCAUCACGUGACCAUGGUACUGAAAACACUGUGACCGAAACACUGAAAGCUGCCUCUUACCUGAGAGAUCGGGCCACUUGGUCCAGACUCUUCCCACUAGCUUGUUUUGUUUGGUGUGACUCAUUUUGAAACCUUUAUUUUCGAGUUUUUGUUUUUAUUUUGUUUGUUUGUUUGUUUGUUUGUUUGUUUG
Molecule: messenger RNA, 1593 nt
Organism: Pomacea canaliculata
Lineage: Eukaryota; Metazoa; Mollusca; Gastropoda; Architaenioglossa; Ampullariidae
Exons: 4
Coding region: 957-1367 (136 amino acids)
Cellular component (GO): membrane
Molecular function (GO): ligand-gated monoatomic ion channel activity
Source: RefSeq, a predicted model, not a curated record